AUGGGGGGCAAGAGCGCAACCAAGGCCGGCUACUUCGACAAGCUCAAGGGCCUUCUCGAGGAGUACAAGUCCAUCUUCAUCGUCACCGUCGACAAUGUCUCGUCCCAGCAGAUGCACGAGAUCCGUCAGUCCCUGCGCGACUCCGGUGUCGUCCUCAUGGGCAAGAACACCAUGGUAUGCUGCCGAUUGCGUUGAGCGAACGCGAUCGUUCAUUGACCGUGGAAUUACAGGUCCGCCGUGCCCUCAAGACCUUCAUGAACGACUUCCCCGAGUACGAGCGCCUCCUCCCACACGUCAAGGGCAACGUCGGCUUCGUCUUCACCAACGCCGACCUCAAGGAGACCCGUGAGAAGAUCUUGAGCAACCGUGUCGCCGCCCCAGCUCGUGCCGGUGCCGUCGCCCCUGCCGAUGUGUUCGUCCCGGCUGGUAACACUGGUAUGGAGCCUGGCAAGACCUCUUUCUUCCAGGCCCUCGGUGUCCCAACCAAGAUCGCCCGUGGUACCAUCGAAAUUACCACCGAUCUCAAGCUCAUCGAGGCCGGCAACAAGGUCGGUGCCUCCGAGGCCACGCUUCUGAACUUGUUGAACAUCUCUCCUUUCACGUACGGUAUGGGUAUUUCCCAGAUCUACGACCAGGGACAGACCUUCGACUCCAGCGUGCUCGACAUUGAGGAGUCUCAGCUUCUCAAGGCCUUCAGCUCCGCCGUCGCCUCCAUCACCACCAUCUCCCUGGCGCUCAACUACCCCACCCUGCCAUCUGUCAUGCACAGCUUGGUCAACGGCUACAAGAACGUCAUCUCCGUCGCCAUCGAAACCGAGUUCGAGUGGGAGUCCAUCUCCGAGCUCAAGGACCGCAUCCGCAACCCAGACAAGUACGCCGCGGCUGCCCCUGCCGCCGGUUCUGGUGCAGCGGCUGCGGCCGAUGCGCCAGCUGCUGCGGAGGAGAAGCCAGCAGAGGAGGAAGAAGAGGAGGACGAGGACAUGGGCUUCGGUCUCUUCGACUAA
Messenger RNA from Lecanosticta acicola, 1004 nucleotides. The record is from the annotation of a GenBank genome assembly. NCBI's taxonomy places the organism in Eukaryota, Fungi, Ascomycota, Dothideomycetes, Mycosphaerellales, Mycosphaerellaceae.